Molecule: messenger RNA, 1401 nt
Organism: Conger conger (European conger)
Lineage: Eukaryota; Metazoa; Chordata; Actinopteri; Anguilliformes; Congridae
Gene: rorb
Product: RAR-related orphan receptor B
Exons: 10
Coding region: 1-1401 (466 amino acids)
Biological process (GO): regulation of transcription by RNA polymerase II
Cellular component (GO): nucleus
Molecular function (GO): RNA polymerase II cis-regulatory region sequence-specific DNA binding; nuclear receptor activity; zinc ion binding
Source: RefSeq, a predicted model, not a curated record
AUGAAAACUGAUGUCGUGGCCCAAAUCGAAGUCAUACCCUGCAAGAUCUGCGGGGACAAGUCAUCCGGGAUCCACUACGGAGUCAUCACCUGUGAAGGCUGCAAGGGGUUCUUCCGAAGGAGCCAACAGAACAAUGCCUCCUACUCCUGCCCCCGGCAGAGGAAUUGUUUAAUCGACAGGACAAACAGGAAUCGAUGUCAACACUGCCGCCUGCAGAAGUGUCUCGCCCUCGGAAUGUCUAGAGAUGCGGUGAAGUUCGGGCGCAUGUCUAAGAAGCAGAGGGACAGCCUGUACGCGGAGGUGCAGAAGCACCAGCAGAGGCUGCAGGAGCAGCGGCAGCAGCAGACGGGCGAGGCCGAGGCUCUGGCCCGCGUCUACAGCAGCAGCCUGUCCAACGGCCUCAGCAACCUCAACACCGAGAUCGGCGGCACCUACGCCAACGGGCACGUCAUCGACCUGCCCAAACCGCCGCCCGGCAACGGCUUCUACGGCGUGGACUCCACCCAGCCCUCGCCCGACCAGUCCGGGCUGGACAUGGCGGGCAUGAAGCAGAUCAAGCAGGAGCCCAUCUACGACCUCACCCCCGUGCCAAAUCUCUUCGCCUACAACUCCUACCCCGACGGGCAGCUGGCGCCCGGAGUCACCAUGACCGAGCUCGAUCGAAUCGCGCAGAACAUCAUCAAGUCCCACCUGGAGACGUGCCAGUACACUGCCGAGGAGCUGCAACAGCUGGCCUGGCAGACGCACACGUACGAGGAGGUCAAGAUGUACCAGAGCAAGACGCGGGACAUGCUUUGGCAGCAGUGCGCCAUCCAGAUCACACACGCGAUACAGUACGUGGUCGAGUUUGCCAAACGCAUCACUGGCUUCAUGGAGCUCUGUCAAAAUGACCAGAUCCUCCUCCUCAAAUCAGGUUGCCUGGAGGUCGUCUUGGUACGAAUGUGUCGGGCAUUCAACCCCCUGAACAACACGGUCCUGUUUGAGGGGAAGUACGGGGGCAUGCAGAUGUUCAAGGCCCUAGGCUGUGAUGACCUGGUCAGCGCCGUCUUCGAUUUCGCCAAGAGCCUGUGCUCCCUGGCGCUGACCGAGGAGGAGAUCGCCCUGUUCUCCGCCGCCGUCCUCAUCUCCACAGACCGUCCCUGGCUGAUGGAGCCCCGUAAAGUGCAGAAACUCCAGGAGAAAAUCUACUUCGCCCUGCAACACGUCAUGCAGAAGAACCACCUGGACGAGGACGCGCUGGCCAAACUGAUCGGCAGGAUCCCCACGUUAUCAGCGCUUUGUACGCUGCACACGGAGGAGCUCCGGACCUUCCAGCAGCUGCACCCCGAAACCGUCAACAUGCUCUUCCCCCCCCUGUACAAAGAGCUCUUCAACCCAGACUCUUCCACCGGGCCCAAGUGA